UGCUGCCGCUCAGCCGGGCAUUCGAGGCCCCACCGACCGGCCUGACUCCCAAGCCUCGGCUCCCAGGCUUUGGGUGCUGGCGGGCCGGGGAGAGUGUGGCGAUAUGCCUGGGGCUUGAUGUGCCGCCCUCUCUUCUCCCGGUCUUAAGUCCUAAAUCGUUAGCCCUUUGCACCCUCUUCAGCAGUCGUCGUCUUCCAGCUCUAGGCUUGGCGCUGCUGUCGACCCUGACGGGCCCUUCCAGCUCAGCCGCCGUCGUCAUGUCCCAGCCGGAAAUGCCGGCCUCCGGCGGUGCCCCAGCCGGGCUGCAGUCCCAGAACGGGGCCGCCUCGGCCUCGGGGUCUCCCUGCACCAACGGUCCUGUUCAAAAUGCACUGAUGUCUUCACAAGUGUCAGGGAGCCAAGGAUAUAAUUUCCAGCUUCCAGGAUCCUACCCCCAUCUAAUACCAGCAAAGACUUUGAAUCCAGCCUCUGGACAGUCUAACUAUGGCAGUUCUCAGGGAUCUGGGCAAACUCUUAAUAGACCACCUGUGGCCUCUAAUUUAGUAACACCUUCGCUCCAUAGUGGUCUCGUUUCUCGAAUGCCGCUACCUGCGUCUCAGAACCCAGCUGCUGCAUCAAUGCCUUCUGGUAGCUUUCUUCCUGGAACCAACCUACCACCACCUUUGAAUUGGCAAUAUAACUAUCCAUCAACAGAAUCACAGACAAACCAUAGUCCUCGUGCAUCAUCACAACCACCAGUAUCUGGGAGUACAAGUUCAACAACAAAUCAUCAAUAUGUUUCUUCUGGAGAUCCUUCACUUCAAAACAGCUUCUUAAAGUCAGGUUCUUCUGUACCUCCCUUAGCAAAUCCACCUCUGCCUACCACUUUUCAACCAGGAGCCCCUCAUGGGCCACCUCCAGCUGGAGCCCCACCUUUAGUAAGGGGUCUCAUGCCCCAGAAAACAUCAUAUAGAGCUGUACCUCAGCCCUCAUUUAAUUCAGCUACCAACCAAGAUGGUAUUACAUCAAAUACCAAUAAUGGAUCUAUGGUAGUCCACAGUAGUUAUGAUGAAAUUGAAGGAGGUGGCUUCUUGGCCUCCCAAACUCCCUUAGGUGCUAACCAUUUAACUGCAAGCUUGAGUGGAUUACAUCUACAUCCAGAGGGUCUAAGAGUUGUCAAUCUUCUUCAAGAAAGAAAUAUGCUUCCCUCAACACCUUUGCAGGCUCCAGUCCCAAAUUUGCAUGAAGACAUCCAGAAACUCAACUGUAAUCCAGAGUUAUUUCGAUGCACACUGACUAGCAUUCCUCAAACUCAGGCAUUACUGAAUAAAGCCAAACUUCCUUUGGGACUACUGCUUCAUCCUUUCAAAGACUUAGUGCAAUUGCCUGUGGUUACCUCCAGUACAAUCGUGAGAUGCCGUUCAUGCAGAACAUACAUCAACCCUUUUGUCAGCUUUCUUGAUCAAAGGAGAUGGAAGUGUAACUUAUGUUACCGAGUCAAUGAUGAUCUUUUUUUUCUUCAGUUACGACCACCUCAACCUCCAGUGUACCUCUUUGUAUUUGAUGUGUCUCACAAUGCAGUUGAAACUGGAUACUUGAAUUCAGUUUGCCAGAGUUUGUUAGAAAAUCUGGAUUUGCUUCCGGGCAACACUAGAACAAAAAUUGGCUUCAUAACAUUUGACAGUACAAUCCAUUUCUACAGUCUUCAAGAAGGUCUCUCUCAACCUCAGAUGCUAAUAGUUUCAGAUAUUGAAGAUGUUUUUAUACCUAUGCCAGAGAACUUAUUAGUAAAUUUAAAUGAAAGUAAAGAGCUUGUUCAAGAUUUACUGAAAACUUUGCCACAAAUGUUUACCAAGACACUGGAGACCCAGAGUGCUUUGGGUCCGGCACUUCAGGCUGCCUUUAAGCUGAUGUCCCCAACAGGUGGUCGAAUGUCUGUCUUUCAAACACAACUCCCAAGUCUUGGCGUGGGAGCCCUGAAACCACGAGAGGAACCGAACCAAAGGUCAUCUGCUAAGGAAAUACACCUGACGCCAUCUACUGACUUCUAUAAGAAAUUAGCCUUGGACUGUUCUGGUCAACAGGUAGCUGUUGACUUAUUCCUUCUCAGUGGGCAGUAUUCUGAUUUGGCUUCUCUCGGUUGUAUUUCUCGGUAUUCAGCAGGUAGUGUCUAUUACUACCCUUCUUACCACCACCAGCACAACCCUGUCCAAGUACAGAAAUUACAGAAGGAACUACAGAGAUACCUUACUCGGAAGAUUGGCUUUGAGGCAGUCAUGAGGAUUCGGUGUACCAAAGGUCUUUCCAUUCAUACUUUCCACGGGAACUUUUUUGUUCGGUCAACAGACUUACUGUCUUUGCCCAAUGUCAACCCAGAUGCUGGGUAUGCAGUGCAAAUGUCAGUGGAAGAGAGUCUUACUGAUACUCAAUUGGUUUCUUUUCAGUCAGCACUCUUAUAUACAUCCAGCAAAGGUGAAAGAAGAAUUCGUGUUCAUACUUUGUGUUUGCCAGUGGUUUCAACUCUGAAUGAAAUCUUUCUUGGAGCUGAUGUUCAAGCAAUUUCAGGAUUAUUAGCCAAUAUGGCUGUUGACAGGUCUAUGACAGCCAGCCUGAGUGACGCUCGAGAUGCUUUAGUGAAUGCUGUCAUCGACUCUCUUUCAGCUUACCGUUCUUCAGUCCUAAGUAAUCAGCAGCCUGGACUCUUGGUUCCUUUUUCUUUGCGGCUUUUCCCACUUUUUGUGUUGGCUCUCCUUAAACAGGGAGCACUCAACAUCAAUGAUAGAACCAUACCACAACCUCCUAUUCUUCAGCUUUCAGUGGAGAAGCUGAGUAGAGAUGGAGCUUUCCUCAUGGAUGCAGGCUCUGUACUGAUGCUUUGGGUUGGAAAAAAUUGCGCACAUAAUUUUCUCAGCCAAGUUCUAGGAGUUCAAAACUAUGCAUCGAUUCCACAGCCUAUGACAGACCUUCCACAACUUAAUACAGCAGAAUCUGCCAGAACAAUAGCUUUCAUCUCUUGGCUUAGGGAUCAGAGACCAUUUUUCCCAAUACUUUAUGUCAUAAGGGAUGAGAGUCCAAUGAAAGCAAACUUCCUUCAAAACAUGGUAGAAGACAGAACAGAAUCUGCAUUAUCAUAUUAUGAAUUCCUCUUGCAUAUACAGCAACAAGUGAAUAAAUGAACAACUGAAGAAAUUUGACUUCGUUAUUUCUAAGAAUGUCAUGAUAAUGCAGAAUAUCUAGGAAUGUGUCAUACCUUCCUUUUCUAUCAAGUUGGAUUCAAUGUGAUGAUUAAGAUGUUCUCACUGUGAUUUCAGCAAACUAUAGCAAAUAAAGAACCACAGCAGAGAAUCAAACAUGCAACUCUGAAAUACUGUAUUUUUCAAAUCAAAAUAUAUCUAUAUAUGAUUGAAAACUUUUUUCCUUUGCUGCCAAUUAUGUUUGAGUUAUCAUGGAUUGAAGCAAGAUAAAACAAUGUUGCUGAGGCAAAUACUUUUUGUAAAAUAAAGAUUUCUGUGUUCCACAUGUA
Otolemur garnettii (small-eared galago) is the source of this 3502-nucleotide messenger RNA. It is a transcript of the gene SEC24A, whose product is annotated as SEC24 homolog A, COPII coat complex component. The transcript is spliced from 21 exons. The record is from RefSeq and is a predicted model, not a curated record. Gene Ontology annotation, biological process: endoplasmic reticulum to Golgi vesicle-mediated transport; COPII-coated vesicle cargo loading; intracellular protein transport. Gene Ontology annotation, molecular function: SNARE binding; zinc ion binding. Bases 258 to 3155 code for a protein of 965 amino acids. Gene Ontology annotation, cellular component: COPII vesicle coat; endoplasmic reticulum exit site. NCBI's taxonomy places the organism in Eukaryota, Metazoa, Chordata, Mammalia, Primates, Galagidae.